AUGGCGAUGAUGGAGUGGAAGGAAAGUGCUCUGACCAGCGACUUGGAAAUCCACAGCCGCCCAGACUGGGCCGACGAUGUCUCCGAUUCCGAACAGAUCAACGACCCCUCGGCGCUGCCCGCCCCUGUGACGACAGUGAACAAAGAUGGGACACGGACCACGGUAUUCUACCGCUUCAACGACCAGGGCCAGAAAGUGAAAGUCACACGCAAGACCCGGAUCACAACCCACAAGGAAAAAGUUAACCCGGUCGUCGCUGAACGACGUACCUGGGACAAAUUCGGCCUCGAGAAGGGUAAGCCCAAGGGUCCACAGCCUGACACCACCUCCGUGGGCGAGAACAUCCUCUUCCGACCAAGUCGGGAUUGGAAGAACGUGCAGGCCGAAGAAGCCAAAGCUGGUGGCGGCAAGGCCGAGGAGAAGUCGCUGAAGGAGCAACUGAGAGAUAAGAAGGUGAAGUGUCGUAUUUGCCAGGGCGAGCAUUUCACAGCCAGAUGUCCUUUCAAAGACACGAUGGCGCCCGCGGAUGAUGGGACAACACCUGUGGCGGAUCCCAUGGCCGACGAUGAUGAAUCUGGGCCCAAGCCUCAAGGUGGGCUCGGUAGUGGCGGCAGCAGUUACGUCCCGCCCCAUCUCAGGAAAGGUGCUCAAGGAGCCGGGGAGAGGAUGGGCGGAAAAUACGAACGAGACGACUUGGCUACGUUGCGAGUUACGAACGUCUCCGAGAUGGCCGAAGAGCAAGAGCUCCGCGAUCUCUUCGAGCGGUUCGGCCGCGUCACCAGAGUCUUCCUCGCAAAGGACAGAGACACCGGUCGUGCCAAGGGAUUUGCGUUCAUCUCUUUUGUGGACCGAUCUGAUGCCGCUAGAGCAUGUGAGAAGAUGGAUGGCUUCGGUUACAGACACUUGAUCCUGAGAGUCGAGUUUGCAAAGAGGACGACCUAG
Molecule: messenger RNA, 942 nt
Organism: Fonsecaea erecta
Lineage: Eukaryota; Fungi; Ascomycota; Eurotiomycetes; Chaetothyriales; Herpotrichiellaceae
Product: eukaryotic translation initiation factor 3 subunit G
Exons: 2
Coding region: 1-942 (313 amino acids)
Cellular component (GO): eukaryotic translation initiation factor 3 complex; cytoplasm
Molecular function (GO): RNA binding; translation initiation factor activity
Source: RefSeq, a predicted model, not a curated record